CUGGCCCUCGAACCGAGCGGAAGUGCAUCCUAUAAUUACGAGGAUCUGGAUGAAGCAUGGUCCGCCAUCAGGUUUCACUUUGGUGGCAAGAUUGGCCUGGAUUCGAUGUUAUACUGUUUGAUGAAGCAUAAUUACAAUAUCGAUGAAAUGUUAGAAAAUAUUGAGAUGGAGCAAUGGAAGAACCUUUCGAAGAUUCUCGCUUUUUUUGGUGUAUCUUAUGUGACGUACGUAUAUGUGUUCACCAAUUUUCAACAUCUUAGGCUAAACUUAGCACAGCAGAACGUGAGAUCUGAAAGGAAACAACUUCGGUACUAUUCAAGACAGUUUAUGCGCCAAUAUUAUGUGGGAGAGAUUAUUGACUAUUAUCUUUUAAAGCAUAUGUGCAUGAACGAUAUACGCGAUGUAGCUGUCGCGAAAGAUGGUGAUUCUCCUUUGACAGAGUAUGGUGCCUGGGAUCUUAAUGUGAUGUACCAUGCCAAAGCUGUAGGCCGGUGA
This is a messenger RNA of Cylicostephanus goldi, 495 nucleotides long. The record is from the annotation of a GenBank genome assembly. NCBI's taxonomy places the organism in Eukaryota, Metazoa, Nematoda, Chromadorea, Rhabditida, Strongylidae.